Messenger RNA from Grammomys surdaster, 1971 nucleotides. RefSeq names its product odd-skipped related transcription factor 1 (gene Osr1). Gene Ontology annotation, cellular component: nucleus. Gene Ontology annotation, biological process: embryo development; regulation of transcription by RNA polymerase II; urogenital system development. Lineage: Eukaryota; Metazoa; Chordata; Mammalia; Rodentia; Muridae. The record is from RefSeq and is a predicted model, not a curated record. Bases 337 to 1137 code for a protein of 266 amino acids. The transcript is spliced from 3 exons. Gene Ontology annotation, molecular function: DNA-binding transcription factor activity, RNA polymerase II-specific; RNA polymerase II transcription regulatory region sequence-specific DNA binding.
UAGGCGGCUCGGUGCUAAGGGAUGAGUGAGACGUAGCUCGGCCUCUCCCCAGCAAGUUCUCACCGGCUCGGGUUCAGAUUCAGAAAGGGAGCCAGGAGCGAAGCUCACCAGAUCCCCCCGCGGGCAGUACUCCGGGGCUGCGGAGCGCUCCCGCGUGUCCGGCUCUUGGAGUCACCGCAGCUGGAGAAGCGUCAGGACUCUAGUUCUUCAGGGGUGCCAGUGGGCUCUAGGGUCUCUGGUCACUCAAGUCCAGCACACGACCCUCACAGACGCGCUCUGCCCGGGAACCGCGGCGGAACAAGAUAAUUGAAAUCAUUGUGGUUACCAGUGACAGAAAUGGGCAGCAAAACCUUGCCAGCACCGGUGCCCAUCCACCCGUCCCUGCAGCUUACCAAUUACUCUUUCCUUCAGGCAGUGAAUGGCCUGCCUACAGUGCCCUCGGACCACCUGCCCAAUCUGUAUGGUUUCAGUGCUCUUCAUGCGGUGCAUCUGCACCAAUGGACGCUGGGCUACCCAGCCAUGCACUUGCCUCGUUCCUCUUUUUCUAAAGUGCCAGGUGCAGUGUCCAGCCUGGUGGACGCUCGCUUCCAGCUGCCAGCCUUUCCCUGGUUUCCACACGUCAUUCACCCUAAGCCAGAGAUCACCGCGGGAGGCAGCGGCGCAGCGCUAAAGAGCAAGCCGCGCUUUGAUUUUGCUAACCUGGCCUUGGCUGCCACACAAGAGGAUCCCACCAAGCUGGGCCGAGGGGAGGGCCCUGGCUCUCCUGCUGGUGGGCUGGGCGCCCUCCUGGACGUGACCAAGCUAUCCCCAGAAAAGAAGCCAACAAGAGGACGCCUGCCUUCCAAGACCAAGAAGGAAUUCGUCUGCAAAUUCUGUGGCCGCCACUUCACUAAGUCCUAUAACCUUCUUAUCCACGAGCGAACGCACACCGAUGAGCGGCCUUACACCUGUGACAUCUGCCACAAAGCUUUCCGGAGGCAAGACCACCUACGGGACCACAGAUAUAUUCAUUCCAAAGAGAAGCCUUUCAAGUGUCAAGAGUGUGGAAAAGGAUUCUGCCAGUCUCGGACUCUCGCUGUCCACAAGACGCUACACUCACAAGUGAAGGAGCUCAAAACUUCCAAGAUCAAAUGCUAAAUAAACAGAGCCUGCGGGGCACCAGGAACCUGGGGCGCCUUCUCUACCAGAGGGACCCACGCUGAAGGCAACUCUGCGGGCAGCGGGAGGGGCUUUCGGGAUCUUCCUUCCACAGCAACAAAGUCCCCUGGGUCCCUAGCGCUUGCGGCGCUCCUGAGCCUUGGCCCAGGCCGUGACUCCUCCGGCCUGGGCGGCUCCCCUAGGACGCGGCUAAAACUCUUGGCCAAAAGGGUGUACUCAACUCACAUGGCGGAAGGAAAACUGCAUUAAAAAAAAGAAAACCAACACACACACACACACACACACACACACACACACACACACACACAAACGAAAACUCCACUGAGCCGCAGCGGCGCCUCUCACAGAAGUAUUACUUUUUCUGUUGUUAUUUUAUACGUUUUCUUUAUCCUCCCUCCCUCCCCCGACUAUAUAUGCUUGUAAAGUCUUGACUGCGGAGAGGGGGAAAGAACAGAUCUGUGCACCCUGGCAAUUCCCAGUUCCCCUUCCUUUCCCUAUCCCCACACCGGGGAGCCUGCGAAAUGUAAUCCUUGUAUCUGCUUCUGCCAUCCGGCCCCAGGGGCCGCUGGCUCCGCGCGACUCCCGGGCGCUCCGGCUGACCCUCAGCUCCGGGCGCGGAAACCGGGCUGAGAACCAGGCGCCUGGGGCUAGGGGGCCCGGGCCUCCGCUCCCCUGUUCCAACGCUGCGCGCGCGAGCGAGCAGCCGGCCAGGAGCCGGGCGUUGUAUCGCGACUGGCACUUUAUGCUGACCAUCGGACAUUUAUCACUGGAGUUUUUUUUUUAACUAUUAAAUAAACGGUUAUUUUACAGGCA